AGUGCAAGAGGGAGCUCCUCGUGCCGCUUGAGAAGUCUUCGAAAUGGGAGGAGUCAAAAUCAAUGGGUAUUUUAGUGUAAUUGAAACAACAAUCUCAACCAACAAUCCACUUAGCUUUUUGUUGCAGCCGCCGUGUUUGUGUUGUGCUUCACAACAAUAGACAAUCUCAUGAGAAACGGACGUGCUUCGGGAGUGCUUAUUCUUAAGAUAGUUAUGCAAGAGUGUCACGAGAAUUUUAAGUGAGUCCAAACUUGUGUCUUGUGAAAAGAUGUGCAGAGUGAUUCUGGAGAAAGUUCCAAAGUGCUGGGAUUACCGAAAGUGUCGAAGGGAUAAAAAUUGAAAAAAAAAGUUAUGAAUAGUGUUAACAAUAGAUGGUGCUCUUUAAACAUCACUGAGUGAUUGGAAGAGACAGACAAAAAAAAAUAAUGGACAUUGUCGUGUAGUGAAAGAUGAGUUCAUUCCUGAUGGGUUACCCACAUCAUAUUCAGAGCCCCAUGGGCACAACAAUUGAACCAAAGUUCCCACCAAACGAAGAGUACCAUCAUCAUCAUCAUCACAAUGGCUAUGCGUCCAUGGGGACGCCGGCUGUCCAGAACACCAGCGACUAUCUGCACCAUCAGAACAAUUCGCUGCACCAGAACUCGGGUAACUUCAACUAUGCCCAGAGCAUCGGUGGGCACUUCUAUCACCAUCACCAUGGCUAUGGGGCAUCACCGGCCCAAAUGCCUACUGCCCAGAGCAAUUCCUAUUCCCCGGCGGCCGGUGCUCCCGUCACAUCCGGUGGCGGCUACUACGGAGGCUACUAUGGCACCUCCACCCCAAGCCACCAUCAAAUGAUGGAUCUUCCCAUUCAGUGCCCCAACACAGAGCCCACCAAUACUGCUCUGGGCCUUCAGGAACUCGGUCUGAGACUUGAGCGACGAAUCGAGGAAGCUGUUCCCGCUGGCCAGCAACUCCAGGAAUUGGGAAUGCGACUGAGGUGUGAUGACACAAGUUCUGAGCACGAUGACCUUCUCGAUGAGGAUCGCCUGAUGCUGGAUAGAUCACCAGACGAGAUGGGUUCUCAUGGGAAUGACAUGGAUGAUCUGGGGGAUUCGGAUUCAGAGGCAGGUGAUGAUGCCAAUGAAACCACAACGGAUGGCGAAAGAAUCAUCUAUCCAUGGAUGAAGAAGAUUCAUGUUGCUGGAGUUGCCAAUGGCUCCUAUCAGCCCGGAAUGGAGCCAAAGAGACAACGAACCGCCUACACCCGCCACCAAAUUCUCGAACUGGAGAAAGAGUUCCACUACAAUCGAUACUUGACUCGGCGACGACGCAUCGAGAUCGCCCAUACUCUAGUCCUAUCUGAGCGACAAAUAAAAAUAUGGUUUCAAAAUCGACGGAUGAAGUGGAAAAAGGAUAAUAAAUUGCCAAAUACGAAGAAUGUGCGCAAGAAGAACGACGCCAAUGGGACGGGUAAGAAGACGAAGAGGAAUACAGCCAACAAAAAGCAACAGCAGCAGCAGCAAACUAUUCAGAAUGAGUGCUUGCGUUCUGAGAGUUUGGAAAGCAUGGGUGACGUCACGACGUCCCUCAGCAGUGCCCCCUACAUCCCAGCAGCUGACAUGGCGGGCCUCAUGGGGCAGCAGCAGCCACCCCUGCACGCCCAUCCACCCACCUCGUCCACCGCCAAUGGGUCCUUUAUGCAGCAGAGCCAGCAGAACCUCAACCCCAACAACCUCAACAUCAAGAGUGACUACGACCUCACGGCCCUGUAGAGGACCUCCAGUGUGAUCUUGCCCCCAAGGUUUUGUACAUAUAGCAUUGACCCUAAAGCUGCGCAGGUGGGGCAUUGUCUAGGAUAUUAGAGUGUAAGUUGGGUAAAUAUUCUAGUGUUAAGUGAACAAUUAAGUCUGUCUUGAACGUAUUACCUUCCCCUAAAUUCUUAUUAAGGGUAUGAACAUAGGAAGUGCUAUUCGGUUGAUGGUUGAACCUUGUUCUAAACGGUGGAUGGAUUGAAAUAACCCUUUUACGAAAUUUUCACCUUCGAUUUUACUCACAGAAUUCAAAGAACAUUUCUUGGAAAAAUAAUUAAUUUCUAAUUAAUUAUUUAAUUAAUUAGAAUUUACCCUUUGAUAUCUCAUACCGCUUAGAACACCUCAACCUAAUCUAAAUCGAAUAGUUCUUCCUGUAUAUAAAUUGUGUACAAAAGGUCUGUAGGUUGUUAGUUUCCUUUCGCUGUAAAUUAUUCAUUCUUUGCCCAAAUUUGGGCUUAUUUCUCUUAGUUUUAGCAUCUUUUUCCCAUUUGAACCAGAGUACUGUGGACAGAAUAAUGUAAAUUCCAUACCCAUCCCAUCCUUUAUCUUCCUGACAACCUCCCCAAAAAUUGGUAAACUUUUUCUUCAUUCCAUCAUAGUAUUGCUAGUCUUAAGAAUUUCCCUUCUUUUUAGAAGUAUUUUCAACCACAGGAAAUGGUUCAAAGAUCAAUUCGGAAAUGCAGUGAAUUAGUUUGUAAGAUCCUCUCGCCUAAAGAUUUGGACAAAACAACCAAACCAGAUGCAAUUGUAAAGGGAAUUUUUCUGGGAGGCGAAUGACUUCUACUUCAUGUAAAUAUUCACCAAAAUUUAAGUAAAUACACCUUUCAAUUCUGAGAUAAAAGGAGUCUGAAUACUGCAUAAAGAUUUGAUAGUAAAAAAAAUAUUGUUAAUUCGUCUAAUUUUCCUUUUUAGACCCUUGAAAUUUGCUUUGAAACAUUUCAAAUUCAGCUGAGUUAUUAUAAUCGGAAGCAGCCAAAAUCCCGAAAGCCAAAAUCCCGGUACAUAAUCCUGAAAAAGAUGAAAUUAUUUGGAGGAUAAUGUGAAGAAUAAUUUCCCGAAACAUAGAAAAUUUCCCUUUGCCUCCAGCAAACGCGGGUGCAAUCGUGGGAGUAGCUAUGACACUUUUAAGAAUUCUGGAUUUUGGCUCAUUCGGGAUUUCGAAUUUCGGGAUUUUCGUGUUCGGAAUUUUGACUUUCGGGAUUUGGUCCGGAAUCCAUAAUAAUGACUCUUUAAACUUGAAUAUUUUAAUUCGAAAUUUUGUUCGAAAUAUAAAUCUCUCGGUAAGCAUGGCUCUAUUUAUUUUAGCCUAAUUUCGAGUUUAUGAUUUAUCUGAACCUUUUUUUUUUGAAAAUCUGGUGCAUUUUCUCGAUAUUAAAUAUAAACUGAGAUCUUCUCACAAAAUCCUAUAGUGAAUAAAUGGGUUUCAUAUAAAAAAUACGUACCGUAUAUCCGCUUGAAUUUCCUCUGCUGUUCGUCAGCUUUUCUUUAUUUCUUGCACUUAAGGAUGACCUAAAACACUGGUAGAACUAAAUGGAUCAAAUCGAUUAUUGUGAAAAGGAUGUAUCAAAUUUCGAACUUUGAAUACACAUUUAUCAUAUUAAAACACGUUAAUUUGACCCUUCCUUUGCAAAAGGAUCAAAUUUGGAUCAAUUUGAUCAUUUUAUUUUUACCAGUGAGUCUUCACCCUUCGGACAUGGUAAAUUGGAUCCAUGAAGAUCAUCUUCAAGUGCUAGAAUUAAAGAAAAGCUUUCGAUCAGAAGGGGAAAAGCAACCAAUGGAGGACAAAGUCACCCGCAUCUACGGUAUCUCACUUUCCUAUUCAAAUUUUUAUCACUAGGCAUUUAAAAGUCCUUAUCAAUUUUUAAGUAUUUAUAUCUAAAAAUAAAUUAUUGACUUCCAUAACUUCGAGCACACGUUUGGAAAUAAAAAAUUUAAAAAAUUUAAAAAAUUAAGAAUUAUAACAGACGCAGAGACUUUUUAACCGAGGAACAAACCAUAAUUUAAAAUAAAAAUUAUAUUGAACUGAAUUUAGUUUGUUGUGAUGUUCAAAAGAAGAAGAAGAAGAGUGCGCAAGAGUAGGGUAGACAUAUACAAAAUAUUUGAGAAAGGAA
Messenger RNA from Phlebotomus papatasi, 3904 nucleotides. It is a transcript of the gene Dfd, whose product is annotated as homeotic protein deformed. Gene Ontology annotation, molecular function: DNA-binding transcription factor activity, RNA polymerase II-specific; RNA polymerase II cis-regulatory region sequence-specific DNA binding. Gene Ontology annotation, biological process: anterior/posterior pattern specification; regulation of transcription by RNA polymerase II. The coding region runs from base 450 to 1754 and encodes 434 amino acids. The transcript is spliced from 5 exons. Lineage: Eukaryota; Metazoa; Arthropoda; Insecta; Diptera; Psychodidae. Gene Ontology annotation, cellular component: nucleus. The record is from RefSeq and is a predicted model, not a curated record.